GCUGUCAUUUUAUUUUCCUUUGUCAGUUCGCCCAGAUUGACCUGAAGGAGCUCUAAACCAAUAUAAGAAUACAUUUCGUUGGAUCAUUUACUUACUGCAUAAUUAACUCAAUAUUAAAUAAUCGUUGUGCAGUUGUUAGUACAUUUUUCUAAAUGCGGAAAUAAUUGAAAACUUAAUUUUGCACGGGCUCGACUGAAAAUUGCCAUUGAGUUCAUCGCUGUCAUUAAAUUAAUAAAAGAUGGAAGCGAUAAAGAACAUUUCGCUUGGUAUAAUUUACGGCCUUUGGGAUAGUAUAAGAGGUAUAGGGUUGUUAUGGCAUAUAGAUGCAGAGAUAAAUAGAAUAAACGAGGAAAAGGAAGCUGAAAGGCGACGACGGAAACGAGAAAGGGAACAGCGUCGUAACCCAUCACCGACACCUUCUUCAGCAGCUGCAAUGGCGAGAGAAGAACUUAAGGAGUUAAUUCAGCAAAGGGAUAUUCCGGACGAAAGGAGUAUCAGCAGCGUAUUUAAACGUUCAGACAACAAUGAAUUGACUACUAAAAAACCAGAAAAGCGGAUCGCUAAACAAGUUUUAAAAUGUUGCCUAUUGAAUGGUGGUUUUGCUUGGCUUAGUAUCGUUUUAUUCGAUCAAUGUGUUCUGCCAAUUGUCAAGUUCGCAAUAAGUUUGUUUUUCAGCGACGAUCCAUCCUAUUUUACAUAUUUAUGGAGUUACUUACAACCCGUUUUAUCAGUAAUUUUUGGUAUGACGUGGUUAUUACCCAUAUUUUUACUUAGUAAGUUUGUAAGCUCCUUGUGGUUUGCGGAGAUCGCAAAUUCCGCCUAUCGUAUACGGAAGGGAAAGCCACAGCUAAUACCAAAUUUUAGCAAGUUAUUAGCAGAUUUUCUAUUUAAUUUCUUGGUACAAGUUUUGUUUCUCAUACAAAGUAUGCUCGUCAAUUUAUUACCCAUACCGUAUAUAGGUGAAAUUCUAUGUUUUAUACAUUUGAGUUUACUCUAUUCGUUAUAUUGUUUCGAAUACAAAUGGUUCAACAUGGGUUGGGAACUACACCGUCGAUUGAAUUAUAUCGAAAAUAACUGGCCAUAUUUCCUUGGUUUUGGAAUACCUUUAACCGUACUAACCAACAUGACCAAUUCAAUUAUUGUGAGCAGCUGCAUAUUUUCUAUAUUUUUUCCACUAUUCAUCUUGAGUGGCAAUGAAGCAAUACCUAUUGUCGAUGCAGCUAAUUUUUCAAUGCGGCUUUUUUCACCCGUGAUAUUUACAUCUAAUUUGAUAUUCACACGUGGAGGUCCCCCCAAACUGAAUGCCGAUAAAUUAGUACAACAGAAAAAGCAACUACUAAUACAGCAAGGAAAACAAUUAGAAGAGCACAAUUUGAUUCAGCAACAUAUAGAAAAUGAAUAUUUAGGGCGUAGUCGCAGUCGCCAAACUGAUGAAAUGCCAGAUGAAUCUUACAAUUUACAACGCCAACAUUCAUCACGAAACUCGCAUUCACCGUCGGCAAGCUCAAGCCAACAUCGUUACCAACAGCCACCAAACCAACCUCGAGUACCAUCAGCAAUGCGCACUUUAAAUGCUUUUCCUGAACGCGCUCCGUUUGCGAAUACAGUACCAACAAUUACACCUACACAUAUUUUGCCAAGAGCCGCAUCGUCUACAAGCUCAUCUCAACAUUCAACACAAACAGUUCGUCGCAGGUAGACGAACACUUGUAGAGAAAAAUUAAAAUCAAAAAUUAAGCCGCACAGCUGUCGACUACAAAACGAAACUGACUUGAAAGUAUCGGCUGUUGAAGACAAACAACUGAAUUAUAUCCAAAUGGACUUUAAAGUGUGAUCAAUAUCUUUUAGUUUCGUUUUAUGUAUAUUCAUACAUAAGCUUAAGAUAAGAAACGCUUUAUGUGCUUGUUUCGCUAAUACAAGUAAUUUUCCCUUAUAACACUUAUGACAAUUACAUACAUUUGUAUUUUUAGAAGCUGAUUUUUAUUUACAUAUUUAGUAAGCAUAUCGCAUAUUAGGUAUAAAAUUCUCAAUAUAUGUAGUAAUGUAAUGAAUCGGACAAUUUUUUUUACUGUUGUACGUUUUAUAUGUACAUAUACGUAUAAAUAUACAUAAAUAUACACGUGAGAUAAACGAUUUAAAUAAAUUUCUUUCAAAGUAACUUUUAUA
This is a messenger RNA of Bactrocera dorsalis (oriental fruit fly), 2166 nucleotides long. RefSeq names its product etoposide-induced protein 2.4 homolog (gene tank). Gene Ontology annotation, cellular component: endoplasmic reticulum. NCBI's taxonomy places the organism in Eukaryota, Metazoa, Arthropoda, Insecta, Diptera, Tephritidae. The record is from RefSeq and is a predicted model, not a curated record. Gene Ontology annotation, biological process: macroautophagy. Bases 239 to 1699 code for a protein of 486 amino acids. The transcript is spliced from 4 exons.